This is a messenger RNA of Carica papaya (papaya), 2158 nucleotides long. NCBI's taxonomy places the organism in Eukaryota, Viridiplantae, Streptophyta, Magnoliopsida, Brassicales, Caricaceae. The record is from RefSeq and is a predicted model, not a curated record.
AGUAUGGGUCAACGACUCUCUUCUCUGCAUCCAAAGCUUCAUCGUCACUUCUUCUCUUCUUCUACUUAAAGCUCUCUUCUUCCUCUUCUUCUCCACUUCAUUUUACUCAUCGUAUUAUCAAGUACGUGCUAUCUCCUCUACAUUACUCAGCUCCAUAGCCAUUUCGAUUAAAAUAAACUCCUCGCUCGCUUUCGCUUAUACCCAGUGAAGAAAACAAUGUCAAUUCCAUCCGACGAUCCUCCCGCUUUCGACCCUUUAGAGCCGUCAGUUCCCAUCUCUUACCCUAUCAAAACCCUCGAAGAGCUCGCCUCGCGAUCUUAUUUCGAUUCAUUUCACUACCCGUUUAACAAGUCCUCCGUUCCUCUUGAAAUGAACCAGUUCUUGCCAGAUAGGCCGAGGAUUUUGGUGUGCCACGAUAUGCAGGGGGGUUACGGGGACGAUAAGUGGAUUCAAGGUGGUCAAAACGCAAGUGGGUUUGCGCUUUGGCAUUGGUAUUUAAUGGAUGUUUUCGUCUACUUCUCCCAUAGUCUGGUUACUUUGCCGCCUCCUUGUUGGACCAAUACUGCUCAUAGGCAUGGAGUAAAGGUAUUAGGGACAUUCAUUACAGAGUGGGAGGAGGGAACAAUUAUUUGCAAUACUUUACUCGAAAGUAAAGAGUCUGCACAAAUGUAUGCCGAGCGCUUGGCUGAGCUUGCAGUUGCUUUGGGAUUUGAUGGAUGGCUGCUCAAUUUAAAGAAUAAAUUGGAUGCAGAGCAAGUCCCCAAUUUGGGAGAAUUUGUCAGUCAUCUAACCAAGACCAUGCAUUCCUCAGUGCCUGGAUCUAUGGUGAUCUGUCCAGUCAUGAAUGCAACACAUGUUGCACUUGAUGUAUUGAAGAAGGAUAAUGUAUCAGCUGCUUUAUUUGCUCCGGGAUGGAUCUAUGAGACCGACCAACCUCCUGAUUUUCAGACAGCUCAAAAUAAAUGGUGGUCUCUUGUCGAGAAAUCUUGGGGAACACUACAAACUUAUCCAAAAAUGCUACCAUUCUACUCAAAUUUUGAUCAGGGUCACGGUUUUCAUAUUUCCUCAGAGGGAAGCCAAGUGUCAGAUGUGCCUUGGGAUAACAUUUCUUGCCAAGGCUUGCAGCCUUUCCUUGAGUUCAAUGACAAGCCUGCUCAAGAUCCCAUCCAAGUCCUUGUCAAUUUGAAGGAGGCAUCUUAUAGUGGAGGAGGAAAUAUCACAUUUAAAGGAACUCUUGAAGACGCCGAUUUCACAACAAGACUUUUUAAGGGAGAGCUUAAGUUGGGGGACUCACCCAUUUACUUAACCUAUUCUGUGAAGUCGGAGGGUAAUUCUCAACUGGGUCUUCUUCUUCAGUUCUCUUCUAGCAUGAAUGAAAGAAAGUCGGUAGUUGUGGCAUACAAGGAAACGAAGCUGUUCUCCGGAAAAUUCAGUGAUGUGAUUGUGCCACUUCAAGUUGAAUCUCCAGAUAUGGCUGCAGGAUGGGUUGUACUAGAGAGUAGCAUUGCAAUGAUUGGAUACACACUAACUGAAAUCCAUGCUCUGUGCUACAAGCCCAAGACUGACCUACAUAGGUUCAUAUUAGAAUCCAGUUCCCAUCCAGCAGGAUACUUUGCCGUGCUUGGCAAUCUUAAAAUUAAAACUUUGGAGCAGAACUCCAGGGAAAUAGAUUUUCCUCCAUCGUCUUCUUGGCUUGUUGAGUAUCAGUAUCUUAAAUGGUCUUCAGAUCCUCAGGGUUCAAGGAUCAUUAGUUUUAAGUUAACUUGGAAGCUAAAAGUUGGCAAUGAUUCUUUGUUCUCAAAAUACAAUAUUUAUGUUGAGAAACUAGCACAGGGAAGCUCUAGAAAACAAGGAGAAAAGCUGACAAGGAGGCAGGAGUAUCUCGGAGUCUCACAAGUGGAAGCGUAUUAUGUUUCUGACCUGAAAAUUCCUACUGGUACUAACAGUCUUAAAUUCUUUAUCCAAGCCUGUACUGUUGACGGUUCUUAUCAGAAGCUAGAUGAUUCUCCAUCUCUUCAACUUGAAGUCGAAGGUCAGUGAUGUGAACUGCCUUCAGAUUUCUUAUGAAUUCUUCGAUGAGAAUUUCUGCUUUUCGUCUGACUAUAGUUGUAUCAUGUUACAAUGGAAAUAAACAAGCAGAUGUGCUUUGUAUUGAGCA